GAUGAUGAUGAUGAUCCCCGACGCCGUUCUUGGCCACCCUUGUCGAGCCGCGGCGUCGCCGCCGUUGAUCGAUCGAGGUCGUCCAUUGUGCCGUCAGAACCGCCCGCGCGACGGGCUCGCGGCGUCUUCACGUCCCGGAUUCGGGCGAUGUGCUGCGGCCUCGUGCCUCUUCGGACCCAGUCUGAUCGAACCGGUUCGCAUCCCAUUCUCUCUUGCUCUGCUGCAGAAUCUCGGCUCCGUGGAAGUAAGUAGCGUUCGCUGAGCAACUAGAGUCGCUGUUGUGUCGUCGUUGAGUUCCUACUUGUUGAUCCGCCGUUGCCUUGCGAUCUAUCGCGGGAUUGCGUGUCUCCACAUGGAAAGGUUCCGAGUUGAUGUCUGUCGCCAUUCGCCGAUAUGAGUUCAUCCAUUUGCGUGUCUUAACUAAAACAUCACUCUCUCACACAGCAAGCAUGGGGCCUGUGUGAGCUGCUAAUGGAUGGUGUGUUGAUCAGGUGUCGUUGGUGAACUCUGUGUGUACGUCAAGCUAGGAUAAGAUGUUACGGAGGUAGGCAAGCUUUGAAUAUGGACUGGCGGAUGUGUUAUACGCAAAAUGGGUGUUCUAUAUGGUUGCUGGUAUAUGCUGGAUGCUUGGUGUGAGCUGAGUGGGUAAGUUGAUCAAAUUGUCAUGUGUGAGAGAGUGCUAUGCGCGCACUAGGCAAGUGGUUUUUAGUUGAGUUCUGUGCGAGAAUGAGCAAGCAUGGGCCUGUGUGAGCUGCUAAUGAAUGCAUGUGCGAUAUCCACUAGUGAAUGCUGUAACGUCUGUAUUAUGUGGGCUUGCUGAGUAUGUGUGUGUUGAAGCUGCUGGCAUGUUCAUUGGAUGUGUUUGCGUUGUACUUUGUGGGUGUGGCGAACGAAAGAGGAUUCCAGGAGCUGUGAUCUGCAGUUCCAUAAAUCGCAAAGUCGUUGCAAUGGAUCUGUUGAUUGCUCUGCCUCUAAAUAAUAACUUGUAGCUUAACUGUCCAGUCUGAAUGAGGAAGGUAGGAGCGCAGAAAAUUUGCUCAGUUUGGCUCACAAACCUUAUAUUAUGGUCGACAUUUAAUGGUAGUUUGGUAAAUUGUUCCAUAAUGUUUUAGUAAGACCUCUUGUGUGGGUUGCUGGAAUUACCAGCAAAAACCUUGUUUCCUUCAUCAUCUCUAGUAUUGGCAUUAGUUAAACUAUCACCCAUGGUCAUAUUUCUUUUCUGAGGUUUGACUGAUGGAUGGCGUGUUGUAUUGACUGUGCUUCCAAAGUUCUAUUAUAAAAUAAAUGACAUGCUUAGCCUUGGACACUCAGGUUCUGGUCCCAUCAUGUUUUUAUGAGUUUGCUUCCGGAAUUUUUUGUUUAUUUGCUCUUGAAUUUGACAUCUUUCAUGCUCGAGAAACUUAAGUUGUAAACUGAAAUUUUGCAGUGAUUUCUUGACGAGAUUGUACGACAUAGGUGGAGUUGUCAGUGUCAUGGCUCUCAGCAGUCUCUUCAUCCUCAUGACGCUACAUGGCUUAGAAUACCCCUACUUCUAUGAAAAGUUGCUUGCUUCCUGCUUAAAAUCACGCCUCCUUCUAGCAUACUUGGCUGCUGCUUUUGCUAAGAAACUGAGUCGACUAGCACUCUCUGUGCUCCAGGCCGCUCCGCUUCGCUCCCCGAUCCGAAUUUGGCCCCUCCGUUCCAGAGGGGACUCGGUCGCGCUUUCGCCGGCUCCAUGGCCGCUGAUGCGAAGUGCCCACGCGGGUGGCGCGGAGCUGCCGUUUUGAUACCGAGUGCCGCCGUUGUUGCUGGGGAUCCCGCGAAUCGGGGGUGAUUGGAUGAUUGAGGAUGCAGCCGCGGCUUUCGGAUUGAAGGCAUUGUUGCGGUGGUGGCGUGUGGUGUGGCGGCUAUGGCUCAGCAAUCGUCGCGACUCAAUCAGCUGCUCACUCUUCUCGACACUGGUUCGACUCAGUCCACGAGGCUUGCCGCGGCUCGCCAGAUUGGAGAUAUUGCCAAGUCUCAUCCCCGGGACUUGGCCUCUCUCUUAAAGAAGGUUGCUCAAUACCUUCGUAGUAAGAAUUGGGAUACGAGGGUUGCUGCAGCUCAUGCAAUAGGCGCCAUUGCUCAGAAUGUUAAGCACACAUCUGUGAAUGAGUUAUUUGCUGCCGUUGAGAUGAAGAUGUCCGAGAUUGGGAUAGAUGGCACUCUCGGAAACAUCCUGGCAUUGCCUUAUCAGUGUAAAUUUGUGUCAAGCGUUUCAUUUCAAAGCUUUGAUCUGAACAAGGUUUUGGAAUUUGGAGCUUUGUUGGCAUCGAGGGGUCAGGUAAGCUGCUCUGUCGGACUUUUAAACUAGCGUUUAAUACUUCUUCGAGAACCUUCUUCAAUAAUACUGAGUGCCUGCUUAUCAUUUUCAGUUUGUGGGUUUUGCUGCCUACAAAUAUGGAGAACUUUUUCUCAUUGCGUACAAUUAUGAAAACUUACAGUACAAGCUCCGAAAGCAGCAUUUUACCUCUGGUGUGAUUGACUAUAAAUAAUUUGAUUACCAUCAUGUGAGAAAAGAGAAGUUUGUAUGGAAAAUUGGCACUCUUGUAUUGUGAAUG
Syzygium oleosum is the source of this 2579-nucleotide messenger RNA. Its product is annotated as TATA-binding protein-associated factor BTAF1-like. The record is from RefSeq and is a predicted model, not a curated record. The coding region runs from base 1889 to 2332 and encodes 147 amino acids. Gene Ontology annotation, molecular function: ATP hydrolysis activity; DNA binding; TBP-class protein binding. The transcript has 5 exons. NCBI's taxonomy places the organism in Eukaryota, Viridiplantae, Streptophyta, Magnoliopsida, Myrtales, Myrtaceae.